UAUGUUUUUUCGCCACGCUCUAAACGCUGUGAUUUUGUUGGAAAAGGCAGACAUAAAAAGGUUUCUUGUACCCGUUACCUAAAGGCCUAGCAAUGAAUGCACCGCCAACAUUCGAAUCAUUUAUUCUUUUUGAAGGAGAAAAAAAGAUGCCUUUGGCUUUUUUCAGGAUAACAAUUGAAAAAGAUACAAAGGUGCCAAAUGCUGCUAUAUUUACAGUCAACAAAGAAGAUCAUACAUUAGGAAACAUGCUUCGUCAGCAACUUUUGAAGGAUCCGCAGGUGUUGUUUGCCGGGUACAAGGUUCCCCAUCCUUUAGAACACAAAUUUGUUCUACGAGUUCAAACAAGCAAUGACUACAGUCCUCAAGAAGCUUUCACCAAUGCAAUUACUGAUCUCAUCAGUGAGGUAUCUCUUCUGGAAGAGAGAUUCAAGGUUUGCGUGAAGGAAAAGCAGGAAGGUUUUGAAUGAAGGCUGAAAGUGUAUUUACACAAUGAUUACAAAGUAUAAGUAAAGUUUGGUUCCCAUACAAUUGUUACACGCUAUCCCCGACAGCUUUCGGUGAUGUUGAUUGGUCGGUCGAAUUGGGGAGCCCUCACAAUUGCUUCGGGGACUGCUACUGCAGCAACAGUGUAGCGAUUUUCAGGACACCAGGCUUAUCUAACAAAGAUCAUGCAAUUAGAGUAAGCAGUUAUUAAGAGUUUGAUGUCACUAUGUCAACACAACCAUCUCAAUCUUAAGCUGGAGUGAUGAGUGACGGGAUAUGUUUCAUUUGCAGAAGAGGUGAUUGAACAUAUUAUGUACCUCGUUCUUUGCCUUUUACGUAACUUAUUUGUCAGUUCUGAGAUCAGCACAUUGAGAGGCAUAUCUUCCAGCAUGUAAAUAACUCUAGAAAUGUUGCUUAACAGAAUUGCAGCAUUGGAUUUUGCUUAGAUCUAGCGUUCAAAGCAGACACUGCCGUAAGAUCAGACACUUUUAACUGUUAUGUAUUCUACAAUCUCAUGCUCCAAGCUGAAGGAUGCCAAACAUUACAAAACAAGGAGUGAAAUCUUGGCCAGCAGCUUUGUAUGCAUUCCUUGUUGCAUAAUGGAAAUGUUGCUAUUGAGCUAAUACCAUGGUACUUCUGAAGUACAUAUAUUUCUAUUUGAGUACAUUCUAUUAUAGUUGUGUUUGCAUUGCAUUAAAUUUAGCAUUAUGAACCAAACUAUUCAUCAAUACAGAAAAAAAAAAUUCCACUUUCCUCUUUCCUUAUCACUCUUACAAAUAUAAAAUGAAUAAUGUUAUACAUUGUUGUGUGGUUUUUUUUUUUAUAACAACAAGCACUGCAUUUGUUGUUUUUCAACAAUGAGUAUCUUAAAACUUCAAAUUGUGGUGAUACUGAAAAUGCAUGUAUUUACUUUGUUAACAAACCUCACAUGAUCUGAUUUAUACCAUAAUUUCGCAGAUAGCUUUAAAAUAUUUAUAUGUGUGGCUGUAUGGCAACAAAAUACUACCUUUAUGGUCACCACCAUCAUCUUGUCCUUUUUGUAUUUGUAAGCCAAUAAAUACUUCAAUGGGACAGUAUAGGUAUCACUGAUACAUGAUUCAGGCAUUUAGUAGAUUGUAAAUAUAUAGUUUGUAAAUAAACCACAUCACAUUUCUACAA
Messenger RNA from Anneissia japonica, 1641 nucleotides. Its product is annotated as DNA-directed RNA polymerase II subunit RPB11-a. The transcript is spliced from 4 exons. Lineage: Eukaryota; Metazoa; Echinodermata; Crinoidea; Comatulida; Comatulidae. Gene Ontology annotation, biological process: transcription by RNA polymerase II. Bases 93 to 467 code for a protein of 124 amino acids. Gene Ontology annotation, molecular function: DNA binding; protein dimerization activity. Gene Ontology annotation, cellular component: RNA polymerase II, core complex. The record is from RefSeq and is a predicted model, not a curated record.